This is a messenger RNA of Mya arenaria, 3534 nucleotides long. Its product is annotated as cilia- and flagella-associated protein 410-like. Gene Ontology annotation, cellular component: U4/U6 x U5 tri-snRNP complex. NCBI's taxonomy places the organism in Eukaryota, Metazoa, Mollusca, Bivalvia, Myida, Myidae. The record is from RefSeq and is a predicted model, not a curated record. Gene Ontology annotation, molecular function: protein binding. The coding region runs from base 67 to 843 and encodes 258 amino acids. Gene Ontology annotation, biological process: mRNA splicing, via spliceosome; cytoskeleton organization. The transcript is spliced from 6 exons.
AGUACUUUUGCUCAUAGGCCGAAACAUUUUUAAUCCGGAAGCAGUAACUAUAAACUUCCGCUAAAAAUGGAAACAUUGAAAAGUUUAACGGGACCUCUCGUGUUGGCUCGAACACGCGCGCCCGAUCUAGAAAGUGUCCGGAAACUGAAUUGCUGGGGAUCAGAAAUUGAAGAUAUCAGUGUUGUCAGACAGAUGCCAAACCUAGAAGUGUGCAGUGUCAGUGUGAAUGAAAUCACAACUCUACAAGACUUUGAAGACUGUGUCAACCUCCAGGAGCUGUACAUUCGUAACAACAAAAUAGAACACUUGCAUGAAAUAUGUUACUUAAAAAAGUGUGAAAAACUACGAAUAUUGUGGUUAGCUGACAAUCCAUGUGCAAAUGUAGACAAUUACAGAAAGACAGUUUUAAGGAAUUUACCUAAUUUACAAAAAUUAGACAAUGUAUCUGUUGAACCUGAGGAGAUUGAAGAAGCCAAUGAGAAAGGGGAAGAACUCUCAUUGCCUGACACAGAAGUGAAGCCAGAGUCACCUGCCCCUGACCAGGAGAAACUGACCAAUGGGGAGGCCGGAGGGGCAGAGGGAGGAGACACGCCCAAUAAUCCACCAAAUCAGAAGGAUCCACUGUCUGUUACAUUGGACGAGACAAAUAAGAUCCGGGAGCAGUUUGGGCUGAAGCCAUUGCCCAUACAGAAGAUUGGCUCUCCGAAGUCUGCACCCACAUCCUCAACCAGGGCAAGGAACUCCCACAUCCUACAGGCCAUGUUGAUCUUGAUGAAGGAGCUGGACAGAGACACUCUGGAAAUUCUCGACACUGCCAUCAGAAAACGCCUUGAAUCUCUAUAGUAACAAAGGGAACAAAGUCCAUGUGUAUACAAUUUCUUUUACUGACAAAGUUCUAUUAUAUGGAUUAACACCAAUCACCGACUCUACCAUUUGUCUACCUUUGAUCUGAGCCUUGCUUGUGAGUGUCAGUGGCAGAUGCAUACAUUCAUUUUGGCAAUUUUGAACUCAUUUUUCAAAGAUUAUAUGCUUUUUAAAGAGUUGGCAUACUGCCAAAGCCUUGAUGGUGUCGUAAGCAUCAUUGUGCAAGAACUUAAGUUGACCUUGAAAGAAAAUUGUUCAAGACAUUCAAGUAAAUACUUUUGUUGCCAGGACAAUAUGCACAUUCAUGGAAAGGUUAAUAACUCCGGCUUUAACAAUUGUAGAGUAAUGCCCCUUGGGGGAAAAACUUAAGACAAGCGUUGGUGUUUGCUCUGCAGAGCUCUUGUUUGUUGGAUUUUGUUCAUGGUGUAAUCAGAAGGAUCCAAAGUUUAAAGAUGAAAUCACUGCCAGUACAUUCAUUGUGUAAAGGGACUACACACCAGAUGAAACAAUUGCAAGAAAAAAAGAAAAUUGUGAAAAACUUACAUAAAAUUGAUAUUGAUGUGAACAAUGCAUUGAAUCUUACUAAACUGAUUUAUCACAUUUCUUCAACACCUGUAUCUUUUGAAGUUUUUGUGUUUUUCAACUGAAAAUUUACUGGGUUUGUCUACCAUGUAAAUACCAGUUUAUUUAAAAAUCAAGUUGGUAUUUGUAUCUGUAUUGAACCUGUGACUUUCACAUGCUAAAUAUACAAAUUAUAACCUUGGAAACCAUUAUACACUAUUUUUAAAUGGGUAAACUCAGCUGAGACAGCAACAAAGUUUUUUUUAAUCAAGUAAAGUGAUGUAUUAUCAGCAUCAUACUAGCUCAAAUUGGCAAUUCUGGGCAUGUUUUGAGGAAAUACUGUAUUUGCCAAUGUUGGUACCAUCUGGUGUCAAGUCCCUUGAAUUACAGUAUGAAAAUUUUCAUUUUUUGCAUAGUGCCUUUUUAUAUUUAUCAAACAAUGAUUAGUUCAGCUCAACAUAUGUUUUUGUUGUUGUUUUUCAGAGGUUUAACACAGUCUUACUCUGUAUUGUUGUUAACGAUUUAGGCAGAUCUACUUUACAAAGAUUUUUUCAAGUGCUGAUCUUUUAUUAUAUGACAGCCAUGAACUUAACCUUUAUUAGAGAAACUAGCUAACACUAAAAUGGAUUCAUAUGCAGUUUAGUGUGCGUUAAUUCUUCGUUAAUGGGUUCAUUAUUAAGUCUAUUGCAUAAUCUGUAUGUUAUAGUUAUUGUUUAUUGUUUCUUUACUUAAGCAUUAAAUUGGCAUUAGCCUGGUGCAGUGUUUGGUGCGAAUGUCUAUGAACAAGCCAGUGUGUAUACGCAAACAUCUAACUUACCCACUGGAUAAAAACAGUUAAUGACGAAAUGGUUUCUUAAGAAGCUUUCUAAAUGAUCCAAUUAGAAUCUGUCCUGCGAUCUCGUUGGUGAACACUUAAAAAAUGAACUCCACAAGGUGCUAUGUACAUAUAGAUAUGAGUCUCAUCACAAUAUAUCCAUUAAACUAUUGUUUUAAAGAGUUACCAUGUUUUGUACAGUUUUAUUAAAUUAUUCUUUUGUAGCAUAUUACAAAUUGAUUAAAAUUAUCUGGAUGAUAUUGUUUCAUACAUGUUUAACCACAUCUUGAGUUCUUGGCAUUACAUUAAGUGUGAGUUAUUCUGUAAUGGAGUUCUAUUAUCUGUGUUUCAUCAAAUCUCAUAUUACUUUGUGAUAUUAUAUUAUAAAGUGAGUCACUGUGCUUUAAUUAAUGUCCUGUCAUUUCACAAGUUUGUAACCGCAUGUGCUAUUUUCCGUCCUUGAUUUAUUACAUGUCUCAGCUUAUAUUCACAUACAGUUCUUAUCUUGCAUUUCAAUCCAUAUAUCAUAUAUUGAUAUUUUGUGUCCCCUGCCAAGCAUGGCAGACAAGUAGGAAGUAUUUUUUCCGGAGCAUCGUUGUUGGCAACACACUUUUGCUUCCGAUGAACAGCUUUAGAAUGACUUUUUGUAGAGUCUUCAAACUUGAUAUGCACAAUUGCCAUGGUCAGUUGAUGACCCCUAUGUCAUUUGGGUCAAAGUUCAAAGUUAUGGUGACCGAUAGCCAACACAACCUGUAUGUGGAAUUUUAGUGUAUUGUAUUGUGCUAUAUUCAUAAGCAUUAUGCUAUAACCAUGAGCAUUAUGCUAUAUUCAUGAGCAUAAUGCUAUAUUCAUGAACACUGUUAUAUUCAUGAACAUGAUGCUAUAUUCAUGAGCAUAAUGCUGUAUACAUUAGCAUUAUGCUAUAUUCAUGGGCACUGUGUUAUAUCCAUGAGCAUUCUGUUUUAUUCAUGUGCAUUAUGUUAGAUUCAUGAGCAGUAUGCUAUAUUCAUGAGUAUUCUGUCAUGUUCAAGAGCACUAUGUUUUAUUCAUGAGCACUAUGUUAUAUUCAUGAUCAUUCUUUUUUACUGAAACUCAAGAGAAUGCUGAACAUUCCUUUGCAUACAUUAAUCUGCAGUUUAUUACUUCGUUUUAUUAGGAAAGCAAGUUUUAUUGGCAUAGUUGUUAUGUUUUAAUGUUCAAACAGCAAUAAAUUUGCAUAAACCAAAGUUUAGUUACAGAUUUGCAUUUUACCAGUUUAUUUACUUUUGCCUUUAUGUAACCUAUGAAACCACACU